Messenger RNA from Coffea eugenioides, 2034 nucleotides. RefSeq names its product protein EARLY FLOWERING 5. Gene Ontology annotation, biological process: mRNA cis splicing, via spliceosome. The coding region runs from base 183 to 1811 and encodes 542 amino acids. The record is from RefSeq and is a predicted model, not a curated record. The transcript is spliced from 9 exons. Lineage: Eukaryota; Viridiplantae; Streptophyta; Magnoliopsida; Gentianales; Rubiaceae. Gene Ontology annotation, cellular component: spliceosomal complex.
AGAGAGAGAGAGAGAAAGUAGCAGCGAAGAGGAAGAAGAAGAAGAAGGCUUUGCAACUUUCAUGCUCUGAAGCGACGUCGUCUGGGCAGUGUAUACAUAUACCAGUAGCAAGGAAACUUGCAGAAUAAAUAUACAGAGAGAGAGAGAGAGAGAGAGAGAGAAGGGGACGCCGGCGCGUAACAAUGAAGACGACAAAAGGAGGCAAGGUUAUGAACCCUACCGAUGCUUACCGGAAAGAGCUUCGCAAGAAGGAGUUAAAACGGAACAAAAAAGAAAGGAAAAAGGUGCGGGAGGUGGGGAUUUUGAAGAAAGAUCCUGAGACACUAAGGGAGCAGAUAUCCAAGCUGGAAGCCAUGAAAGCAGAAGGUGCUCUGGAUAAAGCAAGAAAACACAAGAAGAGACAACUUGAAGAUACACUAAAUCUUGUUCUGAAGAAGAGAAAGGAAUAUGAGGAUAAAGCAAAGGAUAAGGGUGAAACGCCAGUGAUGUUCAGCCAUUUGGGACCUCCUCCUCGUAGGCGCUCCGCUGCAGAAGAGGAAGAAAGAGCGAAGCACCCAAAAGCUGAAGAUUCAGUUUACUAUCACCCUACACUAAAUCCUACAGGAGCUCCUCCACCUGGAAAACCUCCCAUGUUUAAAUCAUCUGUAGGACCUAGAAUACCAUUGUCUGCGGCCACAUCAAGUGGUGCUGCAUCUUCUUCAAACUCAGACUUGGAUGAUGCUGCUUUACCCAUUCCUCCUCCACCUCCACCUCCACCUCUGCCUCGUACUGGUGACAUGGACUCUGGUGAUGCCUCCGAAUUGCCUGCAUCUUUGCCAUUGCCACCUCCCCCACCUGUACCACCAAAGCCUCCAGUAACAGACUCCGGUACUUUGUUGCCGCCUCCACCUUUGCCACCACCACCACCUCCUCCUGGACCCCCUCCAAAGGACCAAAUGGCUAUCCGUUCAUCACUCCCUCCACCCCCAUCUCUCCAUCAAUCUGCUCAACCUCCACCUCCUGGAACUGGUGGAAGUGAGACGGAGAAAAGCCAGUUUGCAAAAUCUGAUGAUCAAGCUUCACGGGAUCCAUUUCAGGCAACAGCAACACUUCCCCCACCUCCCCCUCCUCCACCAAUGGGUUUGGCACCAAAGAUGGUCAAUAAUCAGUUGGAAGGCACAUCUUCUGAAUCUGAUGCUAAUAAUCCUGGUUACGAUCUGUCAAAAAUGAUUCCACCUCCACCUCCACCUCUGAGGCAACAGCCUCCACUGCCAGGACCUGCCAUGGCUCCACCAUUGCAGCCUGAUGUUUUACCUCCAGGAAUUUCACGAUUUCCCCCACCGCCACCUCCAACAGAUAUGCGGCCUGCAUUGCCUGGCAGCGGAAUUGUUGGGCAACCUGCUCCACCUGGUGUUAUGGUCCCAGUUAUUGCAAGACCCUCUUUUGGACCUCCACCAAUGAUGAGACCACCACUUCCACCUGGUCCCUCACCUAUUCCACAAGAUGACCCUGGUGCUAGACUACCUGCUCCACAGAAACCAUCAUAUGUUAAAUCAGCUGCAUCAACUGUUGUUAAAAGACCCCUAGCACAGCACACACCAGAGCUGACAGCCAUGGUUCCUGCAUCUGUUCGCGUCAGAAGAGAAUCUGCAGCACCAAAAGCAAAGCCAAAGCCAUCAAAUACGACACCAGUGAACCACGCAGUGGCAGCUCCAGCCGAGACAAAGCAAGAAUCAAGUGGCUCAUCAUCCGCACCGAAACCACAGAGCAUUGACGACUCCUACAUGGCAUUCCUGGAAGACAUGAAAGCACUGGGUGCUCUAGAUAGUUGACCUGAUUCAGCCAUUUAAGGGAUCAAAAGGAAAGAAGACAAACUAGAGUAGACAAACAUGGGCUGUUAAUUUUUCUGAGACCACUUUGGUGCAAGACAUCAUUCAUUGUUCUUCAUGCUCAUUAAUUUAAUCUGUCCUUGAUUGUCCUACUCUACAGUAGUACCUUGUUCAUGAUAGUGCAUUUCUAUGCCUUCAGCUGCUAUAUAAUGUCAUUUUUUUUCUC